This is a messenger RNA of Colletotrichum destructivum, 2619 nucleotides long. Its product is annotated as Putative WD40/YVTN repeat-like-containing domain superfamily. Gene Ontology annotation, biological process: ribosomal large subunit assembly. The record is from RefSeq and is a predicted model, not a curated record. The transcript is spliced from 2 exons. Gene Ontology annotation, molecular function: protein binding. Gene Ontology annotation, cellular component: nucleolus. NCBI's taxonomy places the organism in Eukaryota, Fungi, Ascomycota, Sordariomycetes, Glomerellales, Glomerellaceae. The coding region runs from base 93 to 1643 and encodes 516 amino acids.
UCCAUCACCAAGUAAGUGUUGGACGACCGACCCCUCCCUCAAGGCGGUCUACAAACACACAACACACUCAACACAACACAAAACACAACGGAAUGUCGACGGUAUUACCCCCGCCGUCGAAGCGCCAAAAGCGCGAGACCCUCGCCAAGACCCAGACGCAACAAGAUGUUACCGCCGUUGCGCCUGGUCUCGAGGGCUCGUUCAAGGCCCGCUUCGUCGACGGCGAAGGACAGCAGCUGGCCGAGGUGAUCGAAGUGCCCCUCGCCGACGCCUCUGAGAAGAACCUCACGCUGCUCCUUAACACCCUGCAGGGCAAGGACAGGGAAGAGUUCCUCCCGUACAAGUUCCGAAUCCACAUCCCCGACACGGACAUCAUUGUCGACCAAUACCCCACGAAUCUCCUCGAGCUCCUCCGCAGCCAUGGCGUCGCGAACCCCUUCGAGACGACCGUCACCCUCAGCGCCGAGCCCCAGGCCGUGUUCAAGGUGCAGGCCGUCACGCGCAUGGCCCACCGCAUCCCUGGCCACGGCGAGGCCAUCCUGUCGGCCCAGUUCUCCCCCGAGACGAGCAAGAGGUUAGCGACGGGCGGCGGUGACAAGACGGCCAGGAUAUGGGACACGGAGACGGGCACGCCCAAGUUCACCCUCGCCGGCCACGCCGGCUGGGUCCUCUGCGUCGCCUGGUCGGCCGACGGCCGCCGUCUGGCCACGGGGAGCAUGGACAAGACGGUGCGCCUCUGGGACCCGGACAAAGGCGUCGCCGUCGGCCAGCCCCUGACGGGCCACGCCAAAUGGGUCACCAACAUCGCCUGGGAGCCCUACCAUCUCUGGCGCGACGGCACGCCGCGCCUCGCCAGCGCCAGCAAGGACGCCACGGUGCGCAUUUGGGUCGUUAACACGGGCAGGACAGAGCACGUCCUCUCGGGCCACAAGAGCAGCGUCAGCUGCGUGAAAUGGGGCGGCACCGGCCUCGUCUACACGGCCAGCCACGACAAGACGGUCAAGGUCUGGGAUGCCGUCAAGGGCACCCUCGUGCACACCCUGUCGUCGCACGCCCACUGGGUCAACCACCUCGCGCUGUCGACCGAGUUCGCCCUCCGGACGGGCUUCUUCGACCACACGCCCACCCCGGACACGGAGGAGGCGCGGCGCACCAAGGCCAAGGAGCGCUUCGAGAAGGCCGCCAAGCUUCAGGGCAAGGUCGCGGAGCGCCUCGUGUCGGCCAGCGACGACUUCACAAUGUACCUCUGGGACCCGUCGCAGGGCACCAAGCCCGUGGCGCGGAUGCUGGGCCACCAGAAACAGGUGAACCACGUCACCUUCUCGCCCGACGGCACUCUCAUCGCCAGUGCCGGGUGGGACAACCACACUAAGAUCUGGAGCGCGCGCGACGGCAAGUUCAUCAACACACUGCGCGGGCACGUCGCGCCCGUGUACCAGUGCGCCUUCUCGGCCGACUCGCGGCUUCUCGUGACGGCGUCCAAGGACACGACGCUCAAGGUGUGGUCCAUGGCGACGUGCAAGCUGCAGGUCGACCUCCCGGGCCACCAGGACGAGGUGUACGCCGUCGACUGGAGCCCGAGGGACGGCCAGCGCGUGGGAAGCGGCGGCAAGGACAAGGCCGUCCGCUUGUGGUGUCACUGAGGGCGGCGGGCGCGUGUAGCGGUGCGGUCAUGAUGGGUUUUCGGCAUCUAGAGUACGGAUACAUAAAAAGAGAAUAUACCCCCCCGUUUCCUCCCAAGAUUAAAGGCAGCAUAGUCCGGGGCGGCUCCAUAUGAUGUCUAUGGCGUGUUUAUGUCUGGAAAUCGACGGUCGGUCUUGUACAAAACCCGCUGCAUAAGAGAGAGAGUUAUCACUUGCUUAAUCUCGCAUGCGCCCAGAGCACGCCUGUAACAAGAGGUGACCAACCGUCGUCGGCCCGGCAGAGACCGGACCGGCCUUUGACUUCGGCCCCACCCCGGACCAAUGGUGGCGUUUGUGCAUCAAGGGCCCCGCGGCAUGGACAUGUGAUGUGGUAAGAGACAGCUGGCAUGUGUAUCCGGUGUUUUGCACUCCAGACUAUGCCGUAGUGGCCCCGAACUCCAUGCAGUGAUGAUCCCCUUGGAAUUGGCACAUCUGGUAAACGCACGUCAUUGCCUCCAUGCUGCCGUCAUCGUCGGAAUGAGCCAUCGGUGGACAGUCGUGACAGUCUUGCAAUGCCGCGGAUGGGAGAGCACCGGGACGUAACCAGGCCCGAGCCGGCAGUAACAUGUAUCUCUGACCGUCUGACAGAAGUCGUCGACGACUUGCAGCGCAAGGGCAAGCCAUGCUCUCACUUUCCCUCUGACACAUAUUCCCAGCCGCAUCGUCGACGAGAUCAUGGGUGGGGCUAAGAAACACAAGAGCACUGUCGUGCUCAUCGGCCCCGGGGGCCAACGAAUCAGGAAGCAUGCUCUCCGCCGGGCCAGAGAGGCUGAGAAGGGCGUCGGUUGAAGGGGAGGUGGAGGGGAGGCAGCCCUGCACGGCUUUCUGCAACGGAUUCUUGGCGCGAAGUCCGUCGAACCCGAACAAUUCCACCAAGCAAGUCCCCUCCCCCGUCAAUUUCCCCCCACAACUCACAUUCCCUCCGGCGUCUUUCCGC